UGUUCCCUAAAAGCAACUUUUGUCUAUAUACCAUAAUCACUUGAAUGCAACAAGGGAUCGCAUGUAUUUAGAAAUUCGGACCUUCAGUCUGUAAGUGAAUGCGUCGUGAGCCCUGAUUGGCUGCUAGUCAGAGCCCAACCAGAGUUCAGCUCCACUGUACUUGUCAAAGGAAAAAGGAAGAAACAGGAGCGGAGUGUUGUCGCUGGGUCGAAAACAGUUCACCUUCAGGGACCGCACGAAAGACACUCCGCUGACUGAGAGGAAGCUUCUAGUUUGACAGCUAAAAAUACGUUAUUUUGAUAAAGCUAAAACAGAGGGGCUCUGCGUCGGUGCUCCAGCGAUUCUUGCUGGUUUUCCUCUUGUAACCUACUGCAGGAGUGAGCUAGCUUAGCCUUUUAGCUUAGCAGGGUGCCACUCACCCGUGUCUGUGUCUGUAGGAUUUUACCUUCUGGAGCAAAUAUAUUCUCUCCGAGCUGCACCAGAAGCAACCUGGGCUUUACUUAACAGACGCAACUGCAUGUAUCGCCUCCAAAGUCGGCCUUUCCACGCACAGUUUUAACAAAACGGCAGCAAACAUCAACCUGCUAAACAAGGAAGUUUGAAUGAACUUUGCUGAUAAGUAGUACCCAGCUCGCCUUUAGGUUGGCUGCACUGGUUAACUGUGCUGCUUGAAGGGUGUCUGUGCAGCCUUCUCGUCCGUCGUACAGUGUUGAUAUUAUCUGUAAGACCUUCUGGCCGUGUAGUCCAUAUAUCGAUCGCUAUCAGGCGUAUAGUCAGUGUCGUGUAGUGUAGUGUGCUUCGCUAUCACGUCUGCUAACUUGAAGACAUUUCAGAGAUGAUUCCCGACAAAGCGCCGAAGGAAGGCGUCUUUCUCGGGUCUCACGACUUGAAGAAAGAGGCUCACGUCCCCAGCUUUGAGAAAUAUAAAGAACUCUACAUGAAGUCGAUAGAGAAUCCAGAUGAGUUCUGGGGAGACAUUGCCAAAGAUUUCUUCUGGAAGAACAAACACACAGGUCAGUUCCUUGACUACAACUUUGAUGUGACCAGAGGAGAAAUCUUUGUCAAGUGUAUGGAAGGAGCCUCCACCAACAUCUGCUACAAUCUCCUCGACCGCAAUGUCCAUGAGAGGAAACUCGGUGAUAAAGUGGCCUUCUACUGGGAAGGCAAUGAGCCUGGCGAUCAGUUGACGGUGACCUACAGGGAGCUGCUGCAGAGGGUCUGUCAGUUUGCCAAUGUCCUGAAGUCUCAGGGAGUGAAGAAAGGUGAUCAUGUGUCCAUUUACAUGCCCAUGGUGGUUGAACUAGUGGUAGCCAUGUUGGCCUGUGCCCGCAUUGGAGCUGUUCACUCUAUAGUGUUUGCAGGUUUCUCUGCUGAAUCCCUGUGUGAGAGGAUCCUUGACUCCCAGUGUUCACUGCUCAUCACAGCAGAUGGUUUUUAUCGAGGAGAUAAACUGAUCAGCCUGAAGCUCUUAGCUGAUGAAGCACUGCAGAAAUGCAGAGACAAGGGUUUCCCAGUUGAGAAGUGUAUUAUGCUGAAGCACUUGUCCAAAGAAACAGAAGAGACUCAUCUGGGCUCUCAGUCUCCUCCCGCCAAGCGAUGCUGUCCUGAUCUACAGCAGGAAAAACAGACAGGAAGAGUAAAGAAAACACGUCCUGUUCCCCAGAUCCCAUGGAACCCCAAGGUGGACUUGUGUUGGUAUACACUGGUACGUGGAGUUUCAGAUGAAUGUGAACCAGAGUGGUGUGAGUCUGAAGAUCCUCUCUUUAUCCUCUACACCAGCGGUUCAACUGGCAGACCAAAAGGAGUUCUUCACACAGUCAGCGGUUACAUGCUCUACACUGCUGUCUCCUUCAAACUGGUGUUUGACUAUCAGCCUGAUGACAUCUACUGGUGCACAGCAGAUAUUGGUUGGAUCACCGGACACUCCUACAUCACCUACGGACCACUGGCUAAUGGCGCCACCAGUGUCCUGUUUGAGGGCCUGCCCACCUACCCAGAUGUGAGCCGCAUGUGGGAAAUUGUGGACAAAUAUCAUGUGACGAAGUUCUACACAGCUCCAACUGCCAUCAGGUUGCUGAUGAAGUAUGGCAGCGGGCCGGUGCAGAAGUAUAAGCGAGAGUCUCUGAAGAUUUUGGGGACAGUGGGAGAGCCCAUCAACCCUGAGGCCUGGCAGUGGUACUACACUGUGGUGGGAGAGAAGAGAUGUCCCAUUGUCGACACCUUCUGGCAGACAGAAACUGGUGGACAUGUAUUAACUCCUCUACCUGCAGCCACACCCAUGAAACCUGGAUCUGCCACGUUCCCAUUCUUUGGAGUGGUGCCAGCCAUCUUGAAUGAGUCUGGAGAGGAGCUGGAGGGGCCAAGUGAAGGAUACCUGGUGUUCAAACAGCCAUGGCCUGGUGUGAUGAGGACUGUGUACGGAAACCAUCAGAGAUUUGAAGCCACCUACUUCAAGAAGUUCCCCGGAUACUACGUCACAGGAGAUGGUUGCCGUAGAGACAAAGAUGGCUACUAUUGGAUAACAGGGAGGAUAGAUGACAUGCUGAAUGUCUCAGGUCACUUGCUGAGUACAGCAGAGGUGGAGUCAGCACUAGGAGAGCACGAGGCCAUCGCUGAAGCUGCUGUUGUGGGCAGACCUCAUCCUGUCAAAGGAGAAAGUCUCUACUGCUUUGUAACUCUCAAUGAUGGAGUGACGUACAACCAGACGCUGGAAGCAGAACUAAAAAAACGAGUGAGGCAGAGGAUCGGGGCUAUUGCCACACCAGACUACAUCCAGAAUGCUCCAGGGCUCCCCAAGACCCGAUCUGGAAAGAUCAUGCGGCGGGUGCUCCGCAAAAUCGCCUGUGGUGAACGAGACCUGGGUGAUAUCUCCACACUAGCUGACUGCUCAGUCAUUGAGGAGCUCUUCCAAAACAGAUGCUGCACUGCCAUUUGAUGGCCUCCAAGAUCCUCGGAGGGAGGCUCUGACUUCAGCCACAUGCCAGUACCUAUAUAAACCCAACCAGGGUAGAAGGAUGAGGAGAAAUUUCAAGAAAUUGGUCUUGUCCAGUAAAAGAAACCUUGAGCUCCUGAUGAGGAUGAUUGGUGGGCAGCAGAGCCUGUAUUUAAAAUCCCACAGUUUUUUUUUGUUUUGUUAUUUUUUACAUGUAAUUAAAAUCAGCAGUUGGUAAGACACACAAUAUCUGUCUGGUUACCAGUAAAUGAUUCCCAGUUCUGUAACAGUAAUAAUAACUGAUUUUUAACAAAAAACAAUGUCUAGAAAUUAAUGAGUAAAGCAGUCUGCAAGCUUAAUGUGUUCCAGAAGAGACAGUUGCUGCUCUUAAAAACAAAUGGCAGUGGUGUGUUUGAGAUCAAGAAGCCAGAGGUUGUUUGGAGGUAGCGUUGUCCUGCCGUGGAACUGUGUGGAAGAGGUAGAGCUGGGUAAGACUUAAUUUAGUUGAAACCCAGUAUUUUAGCCAAUAAUACACAGCAAUAUUUGCUAUUUAACCACUUAAUAAAUUUAUUGAUUUGCUGCAACACAAAAAAUAGAUUUUCUGUAAUUAAAGGAUGAAUUUCUGUGGGGAAUAAUGUUCAUGUAACACGCCAGCUGUAGUCAUAACAAUUUGUCCUCUCCCCUCACUUGAUGCCAUAGUACUGUUAUGUACACUGAUGAUUAGCAAAAUCAGAGAAUGCUCAACAUUUCUCCUAGUUAUAAUUUUUCUAACUGUGUAGAUUUAUUUUUUUUCACUUUAGUUUGAUAACAUUUUGAUGUGGGCUUUGCUGGUUAUUUGUGUAUGUGUGUGCAUCCUUCUAUGCUCUUUUUCUUCUCUUUUUUUUUCUUUUUUAGUUGUAGAAAAAUGAUCAGGUGCUUCUGUCAGUCUGGUUGAAACUGGGAAAGUGUGUUCAGCCUCAUGUAGCUCAGGCACAACGAUCAGCAGCCAGCACCACUCAAAAAAGCUCCAAACCAGCAUCAGGUCAUAUGUUAAAAAAAAAACUGGGUUUCCGCUUUCGGAACCUAAUGAGCGGUACACCCUGUGCUUCCCUUAACUGUCACCCAGUAUAACCUCAUGGGUUGAUGUAGACUGUUCUGCUUAGCUUUUCCACUGUUUUUUCCUCCUCUCAUGGUCCCUGUUUAGAUUAGGUCAGUGUUGCGCUUCUCACACACUCACACACACAGAGCAGAAUGUGAUUCAAGGAUCACAUUGCUCCUUAAGCCGGCCCCACAGUACAGGAUAAUUAGCCCGAUUUUGGGCCCGAGUUGCCCUUUCCAGCAAUCAUGGGGACAUUCCCCAUCGUGAAGCCACUCAGAACCAAUUCUCGGUCAAAGUGAUCCUGUAGCGUUAGGUAUUGUUAUACAUCUGACAGGAUCGGAGGGCCCCUGAUCUUGAAGCAUAAGUAUCAAGAAUGUUUGGUAUUUUUGACUUGGAAUCCUGUAAUGUGAGGGCAACAACAAUUGAAUCCUGACCAGACACCUGCAACAUCCAGUGACAGAGAGCUGGCCGGGAAGCGUCCGUCACAACCACUUAUAACAUUGGCUUGGACUAGCCUCCUCGUUUCUUUAUUUCCCACUCACCUCCAGCUUGUGCAAAAUGUGUAAGCUGAGUUGAUUUUUUCCUUCUCAGCCAAGACCCCCCACCCCCCCACCCCAAAUUAAACUGUUUUUUCUCUGCGCAAAACAUAGCACACACGAGUGCUACUGCUUGACGGCAAAUGUCCACCUCCAUGUCACGUUUGAUCACAAAGGUUUCUGUGAGAUCCCUGGUCCCCAGAAUCGGCGUCUCUGAAAUCGUUUAUUAAAAAUUGGCAAGUGUGUGGCCCUGCCUCUUGACAGAAUCGUCUUGUGUGUUUGCUCAGAUGUUGCUAAGAUUAAAAUGUGAAAAAAUCAGUUAAAGCUGUGUGUCUCUCACAUUUUUAAAAUUGGCUAAGAUUAUAAAAUCCUCUAGUGUCGGCCCAGCCAGUAACACAGACUGUAUGAGCAGUUUAUCAAACAGCAGAACACAGAAAUGUGAUGUCUUCAGUGCUUUUGCCACUCACUGAACUCCCUGUUUUACCUCUAAACCAACAAGUUAAGUCCUUUGUCAUUUUACCUCUAACCCAGUGAAUGUGUUUACACGCCAUGAUUAUAAUGCUAAUAGCUAAUAGUUGAGGUGUGAAGACACUGACAUUUAACCAGUUGUGGGCGACAGCUCUGCACUCCCCCAUCCUCAGCCCCCCAUUACUGGAACUUGAUUUUAGUGCUACCUCCUCACUUCCAAAGUGAGGACAAGUGGAGGGCAGUGGAAACAAAUGCUAAACCCGAGAUGAGCAUUAACAUGGCUCAACAUGUUUGGUAGGCUCCUAUGAUGGAAAAACCCUUAAGCUGUGCCGUGCUUUUCCCAGUCUUCUCAACUUCAUAAAUAGUAUAGUGUGUCUAGGCUCCACAUUAUAUUAUUAUAUCAAACUUUACUGUGUAGCCAAGGUGCCAGAGUCAAGCCCAAAGAGCUGUUAUUAUGUACAAGCGUGAUUUGAAUUUAGUAAAACAAUCAACAGUUUUUGGGGAUGAGUUUUUUUUAUUUUCAAGCAAACACAUUCUGUGCUGAUAGACGUAACUAAGCUAAAACCAACUAAACAUCUGAACCAGGAAUUAAUUUGGUUUUUGGAGAGUUUCUAAUCUUGGUCUCCUUUGCAGAUGUCUGCAAGUGUAAUUUGAGGGACACAAACUACAAACAGCAACUCAUUGAGAGUUCAUCAUCAUUUUAUCUUGUUUUAAAUUGUCUGUCACCUUGUGCCAACCUAAGUAACAGCAGAGCUGGAUGUAUCAAAUUAAUAACUGUAUCUUAUAUAAAAAAGAGAAGAAAGAAGUGCUUUUUUAUUCCUAAGCAUUUUUAUCUGUAUAGUAAUUGGGGUGAAGGAAAAGGUUUUGCUUUUUUCUCUCUGUUCAUCUUCAUUUUGUGUUGUUUUGAUUUCCCUGUUUGUAUCAAAGUGUAUGCAAUGACAGUAAAUGGACAUCACUACUGCCUCUCAUCCUG
This is a messenger RNA of Monopterus albus (swamp eel), 5987 nucleotides long. RefSeq names its product acyl-CoA synthetase short chain family member 2 (gene acss2). The transcript is spliced from 19 exons. Gene Ontology annotation, molecular function: acetyl-CoA synthetase activity; AMP binding. Gene Ontology annotation, cellular component: cytoplasm. The record is from RefSeq and is a predicted model, not a curated record. The coding region runs from base 836 to 2935 and encodes 699 amino acids. Lineage: Eukaryota; Metazoa; Chordata; Actinopteri; Synbranchiformes; Synbranchidae.